CAGACACGGGGCAGAGCGAGCGAGCGAUAGAGAGCGAGCGGAGACACAGCCAAGUCACACGUAACGUUAGCUUCCCACGACUUGUCAGAAAGUUGAGAAACUAUUAACUUUUUAAAAGUCCAGCUUGUUUGUCCAUGUUUGUUCGGGUGAAUUCUCUCCCUCCCCCCCUUUAAAAGACAGGACAGAAAUCUGCUCUGACCGUUGGCGGUUCGCUCGAUGAAAUUAACACGGGGUUUGAAUGGCGGGGUUCUAUUUAAUUUCGCGUAACGCCAGCGCUCUGCGGAAAAGUAACGUCUGUGCACGAGACGUUUAACCGAAGCUGGGGAGUUAAGUUUUGAGAGGUUUUUGUUCGCGUGAGGUAACGGUACUUUUUUUGUUUGUUUGUUGUUGUCGUCUUUAUUUCACCCUCUCCGGAUCCUGUUAUCAUGACGCCCGACCUCCUGAACUUCAAAAAGGGAUGGAUGUCCAAACUGGACGACUGCGGAGAGUGGAAGAAGCAUUGGUUUGUUCUGACGGAUGCUGGACUGAAGUACUACAGAGACUCCAGUGCAGAGGAGAAAGAUGAUAUGGACGGGGAGAUUGACCUAAAAUCCUGCGUGAAGGUGUCUGAGUUUGAUGUGGAGAAGAACUACGGCUUUCAGAUCCAGACGCGAGAGGCUGUAUUCACACUGUCUGCCAUGACGGCUGGAAUCAGGCGGAACUGGAUAGAGGUUUUAAAGAAGUGUAUCCGGCCCAGCAGCUCUCCAGACCUCACACAAUUACCUGACAGCAGCAGUGACAAGGAAAACUCCCACUCACGCUUUCUGCUGUCUUCACGUCGCCCGUCAUCACGUCACAGCGACGUUCAGUCAGAAGUUCCGACCUCCGCCCUUUCAACUCAGCGUAGGUUUGACUACGUCGAGCUGUCCCCUGUUCCCGCCUCCUCCGGUCCUCUCCCAGCCAGUCAGAGAGAAGCAGGAGAGGGGCAGGGGAGGGAGCACAUCCAGUGGCAGGAGGAGAGGAACACGAGCAGCCAGUGGGAGGCUGUGCUGUCCAGGAAGGGCACUGGCAUAGGAUCGAACCAAAGGCUUCGCAUGGAGGAUGAAAUAGAGAAAAAGUGGGCCGAGUUUGAACGCAUGCCGUUAAAGGAGAUGGGCUCUUUACCAUCAGUGGGAUCACGGUCCUCCAGCCAGUCAGCCAAUGAGGCGCUGCAGAGGGAGGUGGCGUCACUGAGGCAGCAGUUGGAGGAGCUACAACGAGGGGGAAGAGGAGGAGGAGGAGUAGGAGGGAGAGGUGUGCGGGGCGGCUGUGGCCCUGAGGCCCCCUGCGGCCGCAGCCUGGCAGCCAUGGAGCGCGCUCACCGACAUGCGUUGGAGGAGCUGCAGAGGCAGCACGACCGCCAGAUCAAGGAGCUGGAGGCGGAGAAGGACAGGCUGCUGCUGGAGGAGACGCAGGACACGGCGCGAGUGAUGGAGGCUUUGAAGAAGAAACACAAAGAGGAGCUGGAGAGAGAGUUGGAGAAAGCGAAGAGGCUAAGCAGUGGGGUGCUAGACUCGCAGACCUUGCGAGCCCAACAACAGGCAGAAACUCAGUCCUUGCAGAGAGAGCUGGCUGGACUGUCUGAGCGCUAUUCUCAGAAGUGUCUGGAGCUGAACCGAGCCGAGCAGAACAACGCAGAGAGAGAGAGAGAGAUCAGCCGCAAGGAGAGAGAUAUGGAGCAGCUGAGGAAGGAGAACCAGGACCUAAAGGCCCGUUGGAUGGAGGAGAUCGGCCGUAUACGAUCUACCAUCACAGAUCAGGGCUCAGGGGACAACAAAGACAGGACGCCCUGCGAACUAGAGGUUCUUCUCAGGGUGAAAGAAAAAGAGAUCGAGUACUUACACAAGGAGAUCAGCUGUCUGAGGAAUGAACUGCAGGUUCUGAACACGGAGAAACGGCUGGCCUGUGAGCGAUAUACAGAGGCGCAUGAGGAGCUGAGUGGGAUGAAGGGCCGGAGCGAGCGAGAGAUCCAGAGUCUGAAGGAGCACUUGAGGCUGGCCAUGGCUGCUCUGCAGGAGGGGCAAAAGCUGGGCAACAGCCUGGACCACUGAGAACCUGCUGCUGGUACUGACGCGCUGGCGGACACAGUGACAGACGUGUCUGCACUGUGGUGACUGAAUCAAAGAGACACAGGAGGAGCAGAGGAGAUGAUUGUUGGACUUGUACAGUUCCAGCUGUGUGGGGACCAUGAUAGUGCCUUAGUUUUCAAUCGUUCUGCCAAUGAGCAGGUUAGAGUAGCUAUUAGCUGGUUUCAUUACACUGGGCCACACAUGAUAUAUAAAACUGCACUUUUUUUUCCCCCAGUCUCACUUUCUUUUUCUUUUUUUUUUUUGUGAGUGCAAGCGUGAAUGAGUGCGCAUUUGGUCUUAAAACUGGAAUAUUUGUUGAGUGACGUUUUCUUUUCUUUUUUUUUUUUAUCAGGUAUUAUAGAUAAACAGUUCAUGCUGUAUCAGCUUUUUUUGUUGGAUAAACUUCUCAAUGCCACUGUGUCUUCUGCCUGAGAGCAGGAGUUAACGCAGUUACAGCAGAGCUACUGUCAUCUCAGUUUUCUGUUAUACAGCUUUUGAGUCAUGUUUACUCUGUGAAAAUGGCACACAUUUCUUUAGAAAUGGAAGCUUAUCAUUUGAUGUAAUUAUUUUUCUACCUAGUAAUAUUCUUUCUUGUAUUGUGCUUGCAAAUAUGAAAUUAAAAAAAAAUGGGAUUAAUACAGGACAAGACAGCAAAUGUUUCUAAUUCCUGGUGACCUUAAUUGCAAGUUGAUCUAAUUGUAUAGAAGCAUAUUCAAGGUCAGCUUUCUUUGGGGAUGCUUGCAAAAGCUGUUGAAUGAACGUUAUCCCACGUCACAGAUGUCUUUAUUUUUAAACCAUGUCUGAGAAGCACGCUUCCAGUCUGCCCUGAUCAUUAUUGGCAUUUAUUUGCCACCACCACAACAAAAUGACAGGUGUUGCAUCAAUGAGCCAAUUUUUUAUUGACAGUAUGUAUUGUGAUAAAAUGACUUAUCUACCUGCCUUUUGGAAACUUUUUUCAUAUUUAAUGUACUGAAGAGGCUGUAUCAUCUUUGUAAAUUAUACA
Molecule: messenger RNA, 3090 nt
Organism: Seriola dumerili (greater amberjack)
Lineage: Eukaryota; Metazoa; Chordata; Actinopteri; Carangiformes; Carangidae
Gene: triobpb
Product: TRIO and F-actin binding protein
Exons: 13
Coding region: 426-2069 (547 amino acids)
Biological process (GO): actin filament organization; positive regulation of substrate adhesion-dependent cell spreading
Cellular component (GO): actin cytoskeleton
Molecular function (GO): actin filament binding
Source: RefSeq, a predicted model, not a curated record